GGCAAGACUAUACACGUCAUUUCCGCUGGUAUAAUGAGUGACAGGCUACAUCUCAUUGCACAUCACAUCAACAUUUGAAAACAGUGGAAAUGCUGACAGAACACAGUGUCUGUGAAGCGCGCAUCGUCGCACGCAACGCAACGCGGCAGCGCGCACGGCAGCACUAACACCAGGCACGCGGGCUCCUCCCGUUUGGCUGCUGAGGCUGAGAGAUGCUGGAGGAUCGCGUCGCCCGGCUCGGACCAGCUCGGACAAGCUUAGAUCACACGGAUCAGAAGCUGCUUUCUGCCCGUAUGAACAUGUCAGCAGGACUUUGAUAUUUUGUCUUUAUCUUUAUCCUGGUUCUAUUGUUCCUCGGAGGCUUCGUGGCUUUAGAGAUUGAUCUCAAAUGGCAUCAGUUUAGUCUACGCAAAGUGCCACGCAGCAGGCCUGCUCUCUAGAAGGGGAACAGGAGGACUUGACGCACGGGCUGGUGAUGCCGGACUGUUCCUGACGCCUGGCUCAGGUCAGAUAUUCCUCGGCGAGGUCCUCCUCGGUGAGGCCCUCCUCGGCGAGGUCCUCCUCGGUGGGCUCCUCCUCGGUGAGGUCCUCCUCGGUGGGCUCCUCCUCGGUGAUUAAGGGAUGUUGGCAUGGCCGCCUCGGGAGCAGCGAAGAGCCUCAGGACAGAGAAGCUGGACGAGGCGCAGGCGUCGGCCAGGAGCUGCGCCGGCAGACCGGACUUUCUGCCGUGCGACGGACUCUCCGUCCGUCACGGAAAGUGCUUCAAGCUGCACUGGUGCUGCCACCUGGGCUGGUGCCACUGUAAAUAUGUCUACCAGCCCAUGACGAGCGUGUGCCAGCUGCCAAGCACAGUGGUACCCCCGGCCUCCACGGAGCACAGUGCCACCAUGGAGCUGUCCGUCUCUCUGGCCCAGCGCUUCCUCAAGCUGGCGCCUUGCUUCCAGCCGCCGCCGCACCUGCAGUCACCGAGGUACUGCGUCAUCGCCGAUCUGUUUGUCGACGACUACAUCGUAAAGCGCAUCAACGGCAAGAUGUGCUACGUACAGCGCCCGCCUCCGCGUUUACCGGACCUGCCCCCCUCCAUCGACCCGGCUGUGCCCGGCACCCGGCCCCCGCCGGCACCGGGCCCUCCGACUCCCCCCUCGCCCACCCUUGGCCCUCGGACCUCCUCCGCCCCGGGACCCCCUGGGCCCUCCAGCCCCACCCCCCAGCCUCACGGACCGCCGCACCAGCUGAAGGGCCCCUGCUCCUCACCCUCCAGCUCCGAAGACUCUGGCAUCAACGCCCUGGAUGUGUAUUGCCUGGAGUCUUGUGAGGAGGAUGAAGAGGAGGAUGAGUCAGACGAAGAUGAGUUGAGCACGGACGGAAACUCCAGCCUUUGGGAUAGGGACGAGUGCUCGCUGCUCUCUCCCUCCAAAUCCAUGAUAGAGAUCAUUGAGAAGAUGGAGACCACUGUGUGACUCCAUGGAAGGCACCACCACCAGGGAACCCUGCACCGCCUGGGGGAGGCACCACCACCACCACCAGGGAACACUGCACCGCCUGAGGGAGGCACCACCACCACCAGGGAACCCUGCACCACCUGGGGGAGGCACCACCACCAGGGAACCCUGCACCUCCUGGGGGAGGCACCACCACCACCAGGGAACCUGCACCUCCUGGGGGAGGCACCACCACCACCAGGGAACCCUGUGUCGGAGAUGGACCUGUAGGUUAUGUAAGGCGUUCUACUUCUACUUUGCAGUUGUGGAAUGAUUUGGAACCUAGAUGCAUACAGAUGAGCAGGAAUAGCAGGAAUGUUUAGGUUUUUCUUGAAUCUUCUCACACAAACACUUUCCUUCGCCCCAUGACUCCUUAUCUUCCCUAAAGGAGUUACUGUUUUCUUACCCUAACCCUAGCCCUUUACUUCCUGAAGGGAGAUUUGUUUAUCUUACCCUUACCCUAGCCCCUAUCCUCCCCUAGGGAGAUGGUGCGUCUUACCCUUGUCCAUCAAACACAUGCUCAGUGCACUCAAGGAACAUUUGCAUGAUGCUCAAGAAACACAGAAACAAACACAGAGCAUGGACUGGGAAGAUGAUAAAUACACAGCCCCUUGACAGCAAGUGCCCGUGGGCACCUUUUUGUUAGCUUGGAGUUAAUGUAACACUAGAGCAAGGGUUGAAUGAGGAUAAGACCUUGGUGUUGAGAGAGAGAGAGAGAGAGAGAGAGAGAGAGAGAGAGAGGGAGAGGGAGAG
Gadus chalcogrammus (walleye pollock) is the source of this 2234-nucleotide messenger RNA. RefSeq names its product UPF0524 protein C3orf70 homolog A-like. The record is from RefSeq and is a predicted model, not a curated record. Bases 630 to 1460 code for a protein of 276 amino acids. The transcript has 2 exons. NCBI's taxonomy places the organism in Eukaryota, Metazoa, Chordata, Actinopteri, Gadiformes, Gadidae.